GACCAGAGGCAAUUAAUCGAUCACGGGUCGAUCAGAGGGUGAGGGUUUUGAAAGUGCUGCAGCUAGUGCUGUUAAUGUUACAGUGAAACUGGAGAUGUGCUACUACUUGUACUAUUGACAGGAUCUCUAGACAGUGCUAUUUGAAAUAGGGUGCUGCCACCUCUCUAGUACGUACCUUUAAUUAACUUUAAAGUUUAAGACACCUUUUCUGGAAAUAGCUAGCUAGCUAACUAACUAGAUCUACUUGUCCACUGAGAUCUAGAUAUGGAAAAUAAAGCACUACUCUCAACUCCUGGUUUAACCAGACUGGAGGAGGCCCAUGAAGCAAAGAAGUUGUUUUCUCCCUUUUCUCCGGGUGGCAAUGAAUACAGAGAAAACCAGAGUGUCCCCAGUGCCAUUAUAACACCAAAGCGUAGACUGUCUCUAAACGACAUGGACGACAGCAUGCAGUCCCCUUCGUCUCUAGAAGGUGAUACAGGGUAUGGUAACAGUUUGAGUUCAUGUUUCUUUGAAAAUUCCAAUGAUGGGCUAUCUUUGGAAAAUAACAGGUCCCCACUGAGUGAGCUGAAUGCAAAUAGUCCACUGAGCACAGGUAAAAGAAUAAUUUUGCAAGCAAAAAGGCUGAAGAAAAAAUCUUUGUCACUCGUCAAUGAGAAAAUUGGAGAUCCCUCAAAAUCAGCAUUCAGAGUACCCUCUCUAUCUACCAUUCACUCCACUCGUCCCUCUUCCCUGCCCUCACUGGCUGAGAUGUCUACUCGAGAGAGCACUGGACGCUCCUGGAUCAGACAGAUCAGCUCCCCACUGGAAAAAAUGACUCUGAUGUCCCCCACUGGCCAAGUUGUGUUUUCAUUCGACUCAAAUUCCUUUCCUUCUCAAUCCAUUGGCUCCACCCACUCACUCCCACUACGUCCAAGCAGCCUGACAAGCACUGCCGACAGUGAUGGCUACUUUUCUGAAAUAGAAGUUUUUGAUAACGACGAAAUGGCAGAUUCAACUUCUGACACUAUAAAGACACUACUCAGCGCACCACUUUCUAGUAGUUCUUCCCUCGCAAGCAAAGCACGAAAUUUACCCUGCCCUACACCCAUUCGACCAUCACGCACUAACAGCAGCCCUCAGAUACAUGUACCUUCCACUACGUGUAUCACAAAGAAACCACAUCUCAAACGUUCGAGUCCCUCAAGUGAAUUUGUUCAGUUACAUCAGCCGAAGCGACCACCACUUCCUUUUCUUCACUGUUCUAAUUCUCAGGACUCCCCAAUUACUCUACUCUCAUCCCAUACCAAACAGCUAAAGGGUCGCUGCUUGUUGCGCUCGCAGUCUUACUGCAUGCCUCUCAUCAGUGGAACAGGAAAAGCUGCUCCUCUGUCUCCAAAGGAACUCAUUGGAGAUGAAACCAUGCCCUAUGCCUUGCCUCUUGUGAAUGGAAGCCUGCCGGGGCUCAAGUGUGUGUCCCCUGAAACACUAGGCAGACUGAUGGCUGGUGAAUUCACUGACAGAGUUGACACCUAUACUAUUAUAGACUGUCGCUACCCUUACGAGUAUGAAGGAGGGCAUAUUCAGGGGGCUGUAAAUAUCUACGAGGAAGAAGUUCUAAAGAAAAAGUUCUUUAGUAAUCCUGAGCAUCCAAAACAAGGAGAAAGAAUUAUUUAUAUAUUUCACUGUGAGUUCUCUUCCAAGCGUGGACCGAAAAUGUGUCGGUUACUGCGGGAUAUUGAUAGGAAAAGGAAUGGAUUACAAUUCUUCCCAAAAUUGUACUACCCUGAACUGUACCUCUUAGAAGGCGGAUACAAGGCUUUCUAUCCUACAUUCCAAGAGCUUUGUGAGCCUAAGAGCUACUGCCCAAUGGAAGAUGAGAACCAUAAGGAUGAUCUGCGGCACUUCAAGCAGCGAGCCAAAUCAUGGGGAUGUGACUCUAUUCUUCAGACUAAGCGACAAGUCCCAAGCAGGUGCAGAAGACGAACGACUGUUACCUCCGACAGUAGACCAAAAUCUAACUCACUCAGCUCAAUUGCAUCCAGUCCAAGUCUGAACUCAUGACAAAAGUAACUCAAGCGGCUUAGUCAAAAUUUUACUAUUUAAAAGAAUGAUUCUGAAAGAUCUUUAUUCACACUUACACUUGUAUAUAAUUUAUAGACUAAAUUAAUGUGUAUUAUUUGUAUUGUAUUCUGGGAUAUCGCUCGCAUUUUUCACAGCACAUGAUUACUUUACUUCGUUGUUGUAGUGAUCUACUGCGUUUUAUAAACUUUUAUUGUCUGUCUGUUGAUCAGUUGUAUAAUAAUAAUUACAAAGAGUCAAA
This is a messenger RNA of Halichondria panicea, 2299 nucleotides long. RefSeq names its product M-phase inducer phosphatase-like. The record is from RefSeq and is a predicted model, not a curated record. Bases 265 to 2040 code for a protein of 591 amino acids. Gene Ontology annotation, biological process: G2/M transition of mitotic cell cycle; positive regulation of G2/M transition of mitotic cell cycle; protein dephosphorylation. Gene Ontology annotation, molecular function: protein tyrosine phosphatase activity. The transcript has 11 exons. Gene Ontology annotation, cellular component: cytoplasm; nucleus. NCBI's taxonomy places the organism in Eukaryota, Metazoa, Porifera, Demospongiae, Suberitida, Halichondriidae.